UUCCUGGUUUGAGUGUCUUCUCCCCGUAAAAUACGUUUUUUUUCCUCUACAUGUCAAACGUCUUCCGGCGUUUUUAUGUGGAGUGAUUUUAAACAAGUUAUACGACUUUACGUCCCUUAAAAAAGCGACAUAUACGUCUUUAAAGAGCAUGUUAGCUCAGGUAGAUAAGACUCAAGUGUGUUGUUGUGGCUGAUGCUGACGGCGGCGGGAGCACAGAGGCAGCAGAUGCAGCAGGAGGUUCCCUCCUCCUUCUCCUCCUUCUCCUCCUCCUCCCCACCACCAUCACCACAACACUGCCUCCUCCCGCUCACACACCUUGCUACUGCUGCCCAAUGUGGAAGUGAGACUUCAGCAGAAGUGGAGGAGAAUCACGAAGUGAGACUUGAAAUCAUCCCCACGAUGAGGUCCAUCGUCGUCUUCUACAUGUGCUACCUGCUGUGUCUGGGCCUGGGCGUGGCCUGCGUGGCGUGCGUGUGUGUGUGGAACAGCCAGUGGCGCGGCGGCUUCGCCUGGGACGGCUCCGCCCUGCAGUUCAACUGGCACCCGGUCCUGAUGGUCACAGGCCUGGUGGUGGUGUACGGCAUGGGUGCUGUGUUGUACCGCAUCCCUCUGACCUGGGGUGAGAAUAAACUUCCCUGGAAGAUCCUCCACGCCGUGCUGAUGCUCGCCGCCUUGAUCCUGUCAAUCCUUGGACUCUCUGCCGUGUUUGACUUCCACAACGCCAAACGUAUUCCCAACCUCUACUCCCUUCACAGCUGGAUCGGCAUUGCUGCCACCGCGCUUUUCGCCACACAGUGGGUGGUGGGUGUGGCCGGCUUCCUCCUGCCCUGCUCCCCCGUGUCGCUACGCAAACUCCUGAAACCCGCCCACGUGUGGAUGGGUGGAAUCAUAAUGCUGCUCAGCAUCGCUGCCUGCAUCUCUGGAAUCAACGAGAAACUCUUCUUUUCUCUUAAAGGAAACACCAACGGAAGUCUUCCAUACUCGAGUUCCCCACCUGAGGCUUUGUAUGCAAACUCAUUAGGCGUUCUCAUUGUGGCUUUUGGUUUAAUUGUCCUGAAGAUUUUGUCCAACCAGCAGUGGCAGCAUCCAGACUCUCGGCAGCAGAGUACGGUGUACACGCCACUGCUUCAUGAAGAAAAUUAAUGAAUGAGUGAAUGAAUGAAGGAAAUUACAGAUUACACAAGCCUGAGAUAAUGCGAGAAUGAUUUAAGUCUGUAAAUAUUUAUUUGGAAUUAUAUUUAAUAUUGUUUUGUUUGCCCCAACAAAGUAAAAUAAAAAUCUAUACUUUGAAGAAGAA
This is a messenger RNA of Solea solea (common sole), 1297 nucleotides long. Its product is annotated as lysosomal membrane ascorbate-dependent ferrireductase CYB561A3. The coding region runs from base 193 to 1143 and encodes 316 amino acids. NCBI's taxonomy places the organism in Eukaryota, Metazoa, Chordata, Actinopteri, Pleuronectiformes, Soleidae. The record is from RefSeq and is a predicted model, not a curated record. Gene Ontology annotation, molecular function: oxidoreductase activity. Gene Ontology annotation, cellular component: lysosomal membrane. The transcript is spliced from 7 exons.